AUGGCUGCCCCUGUGGAAGUGGGCGAGAGAGCGGCACACCUCUCUCGGGCCCCAAAGGGGCGGGCCCCGGAAACCAAAGGGCUUCAGCGGACCAGUGGGGAGAGACAAGGGGCCGGAACUAGCGAGGGCGUCGGCUGCAGGGCAGGCAGUCUUGAAGGGAUUUCUAGAUACGGAGUCUCAGAAGCUACCGGAACCAAGGUGCUGCAGGGAUUGAAUGUGUCUCGGUCGGAUAUUGUUACUGGACCCAGGCGAGGUGUUCCGUCAGUGUUUCCAGACGCCGGGAGAUCGCUGCAGCUUGGGCGGGUCUUCAGCUUGCACAACUACCGGCCGCAGCAGCAAAGGAUGAACGGAGCUCUAGAAAAGGUGCUGUGUCCAAGGAAUGAUACCAUUUUUAAGCAAGUCUUUUCUCUCUUAAGAUUCAGAACUUCAGGAGAAAAUCCCAUCUGUUCUGCAGAUAAAUUCCUGGAAUUGAAAUUGCUGAGUCAAUGGAUUGUGAUUAAAAUUUUUGGUGGCAUUCUGUUGAGCACCAGUCGGCACUACAAGACAAAGCCUACCCAUGGCAUUGGAAGAUAUAAGCACCUAGUUAAAGCCCAGGAGCCCAAGAAGAAGAGAGGAAAAGUGGAAGUGAGACCCAUUAAUUUGGGAACAGAUUAUGAAUAUGGGGUUUUAAACAUUCACCUGACUGCAUACGACAUGGCCCUGGCAGAGAGUUAUGCCCAAUAUGUUCACAACCUCUGCAACCAUCUAUCCAUUAAAGUUGAGGAAAGUUAUGCGAUGCCCACCAAAACCAUGGAGGUAUUGCGGCUGCAAGAUCAAGGCAGCAAAAUGUUCUUGGACUCAGUUCUUACCACCCAUGAGCGAGUGGUUCAGAUCAGCGGUUUGAGUGCUACAUUUGCAGAGAUUUUCUUGGAAAUAAUCCAAAGCAAUCUUCCUGAAGGAGUCAGAUUGUCAGUGAAGGAGCACACUGAAGAAGACUUCAAAGGAAGGUUCAAAGCUCGGCCAGAACUGGAAGAACUGUUGGCUAAGUUGAACUAGCUCAUUGCAAACCCUUUCAAGCCAGGACUGGUGAUAUUGAGUGCCAAGGGGAAGAGCUUCCUGGGUGGUCAAAAUUAAGAAGAUCCUUUAGAUAUUGUAACUACCCAUCCCCAUUAGCCAGGAAUGCCUCCUCUCUUAUCUGGAGGAGUGUUGCCGAUUACCACUUUCCUUUGAGCCAACCUAAGACAUCCUUCAUCUAAUAAAAAUCUGCAGCUGGUGGA
Messenger RNA from Acinonyx jubatus (cheetah), 1256 nucleotides. RefSeq names its product mitochondrial ribosomal protein L48 (gene MRPL48). The record is from RefSeq and is a predicted model, not a curated record. The coding region runs from base 1 to 1035 and encodes 344 amino acids. Lineage: Eukaryota; Metazoa; Chordata; Mammalia; Carnivora; Felidae. Gene Ontology annotation, cellular component: mitochondrial ribosome. The transcript has 10 exons.